Molecule: messenger RNA, 2175 nt
Organism: Drosophila innubila
Lineage: Eukaryota; Metazoa; Arthropoda; Insecta; Diptera; Drosophilidae
Gene: Adf1
Product: transcription factor Adf-1
Exons: 4
Coding region: 342-1130 (262 amino acids)
Biological process (GO): regulation of transcription by RNA polymerase II
Cellular component (GO): transcription regulator complex; nucleus
Molecular function (GO): DNA binding
Source: RefSeq, a predicted model, not a curated record
CAAAAGAGGAAGCAGGCAGAGCAGAUAUGUGAAAGCGAGAGAGCGAUAUUCAGCCAGCGCUGACUACAACGUCGCGACGCUGUCGACGUCUCCUUUAUUUGACGUCGAAUCGUCGCUGCGGCUGGCUGUGUUAAAAUAUACAUACUAGACAAGUAGACUGCGCUGCCUGCUGCAUUCUUGGAACAAAAUUUCACUGUUGGCAGCGACUGAGGAAUAAAAUUGAACGUCGACGUCGCGACGUUUCUUCCUCGAAGAAGACCAAAUCAAAAUAAAAACAAAUAAACUAUAAAGGGUGCGUGCGCGCCAAUUAUUUAACAACAAUUAGCAAACGAAAGAAACAAAUGCACACGCUUAGUGCAGCCAUCGAGAUGGACAAACUGGAUGCCAACCUGGAGCAGCAGUUUGAUCUCAAUCUAAUUGAGGCGGUCAAAAUGAAUCCCGUUAUAUACGAUCGCUCACAUUACAAUUACAAGCAUUUUGUACGCAAGGCUCAAACCUGGAAACAAAUUGCCGAAACACUCGGCGUAAGUGAACAAAAAUGUACAAAGCGAUGGAAGAGCCUUCGUGAUAAGUUUGCGCGCGAAAUGAAAUUGUGCCAAGAAUCGCGCUGGCGCUACUUCAAACAGAUGCAGUUCCUUGUCGACUCCAUCAGGCAGUACCGGGAAUCGCUGUUGGGUAAGUGCGCCAAUGGCAGUCAGAAUGCCAGCCAGGUGGCUGAUCCCAGCCAGCAACAGCAGGCGCAACAACAAACUGUCGUCGACAUCUUUGCCCAACCUUUCAAUGGAAGCGCCACAACGUCCGCACAGGCUCUGACACAUCCGCAUGAAAUAACUGUUACCGGUGAUGCACAGCUGGCAACUGCUGUGGGCAAGGACCAGAAGCCAUAUUUCUAUGAGCCGCCGCUGAAGCGUGAGCGGAGCGAGGAGGAGCACAGUGAUAAUAUGCUGAACACCAUCAAGAUAUUCCAGAAUAAUGUCUCGCAGGCGGUCAGUGCCGAGGAUCAAUCGUUUGGCAUGGUUGUCACCGAUAUGCUCAACACGCUGGGCGUGCGACAAAAGGCCGAGGCGAAGGUGCACAUCAUCAAGUAUCUGACGGAUAUGCAACUGCUGGCGCAGCAUAAUAAAUAUUAACUGUCGGGCUGUUUGCAACAUUACCAGCAGCGACAAUUGCUGCAACAGCUGCAGUUGGAGAAUGUCCUGGACUCACGAUGGUUACUCUAAGCAGCUAUAUACAACAACAACUACAACAAACACAUGAAGAUCCCAAUUAAGAUGUAUUUUUAUAGGGUAACGUGUACAACACUUGUUGCCCUCUUUUGAGGUAGCUAUUUUGACAGCGCCCCUCUCUGAGAGCCGAGAGAGCACUUAAAAAUUUGAAAAACACGCCACCUUAUAUGAAUUCAUCUUGAUCCCAAUAACAGGCGUCGCCUGUUGUCGUCUUUUAGCAACUAAGUCUUAAAAGUCAAACUAAAGUUUAAAAAUUAGUUAUUACGAGUAAACAACAAAAACAAAUGGAUGAAAGAAAACACUUCACUUACAUAUAUACAUAAAUACAUUAUAAUUCAGAAUUACGAAUUCCAAUUACGUUAUCUCAAAUCGUAUAUAUAUAUAUAUUAAUUCAUAUAUAUUCCUUGAUUUGUCGUAGUUGAUCGCAAUUCAAUUCUCUCUCACCCAGUUUAGAUGUGUACAAAAUGCAAGGAAACAAACUAAAAAAUGAAAAUGAAAUGAAACUGGUUCUAGAAAUCGACAAUUUAUUGUAUGUAGUUUGUGAGACAAUUUACAGUGUUUUCCCCAAUAUUUUGUAAUACAGCAUAUUGUAUAUUUUUGACAACCAUUUAGUUUAAACAUGCCAUCGGGUUUAGUUUUGUAAUUAAAUAAGUAAAAUUGUAAAAAAAAAAAACAAAAAAGAAAAAAAAACGUUGUUAUAAUUUUAUAAGUUCUGUUGUAAUAUGCUUAAAACGCUUGAAAUUUAAUUUAAUUAAGUAUGAUUUCUUUAGACACAUACAAACACAUAUAAAUAUUGAUAAAAAGCGCAUAUUACACAAUUACUUGAAUAUAUUUUCUCCAUAAUUAUUAUUUCUAAAUCAAUGCCGAAAGUCAGCACAGUGUGUAGUUUCACUGCAAACAAAUAUUGUUCAACAUUUCAAUUUACAUAAAUGUUUUAAUAUACAUGAAA